Molecule: messenger RNA, 3205 nt
Organism: Aedes albopictus (Asian tiger mosquito)
Lineage: Eukaryota; Metazoa; Arthropoda; Insecta; Diptera; Culicidae
Product: CTD small phosphatase-like protein 2
Exons: 6
Coding region: 165-2315 (716 amino acids)
Molecular function (GO): phosphoprotein phosphatase activity
Source: RefSeq, a predicted model, not a curated record
GUUGAUGUCAGAAAGCGUAGCCAUUUUAGAAAAUCAAAACAGAGUGAAAAUUUCGGUGCACCCAUCGGCGGUGCAGGAAAAGUGUUUUUUCGUGCGUGAAUAUACUGUGAAACCGACAGGAAAAUGUUCUAAUCGAAUGGAAAUCGACCGCUGGAGCAGGCACCAUGUGGUUAAGGAGCGAAUCCAGAGACCGAAGGCUGCGUUCGAGCAGUUCUCGAAUAACCGUUAAGAAUAAAAGGCACGCCAAGGCACAGCAGAAAAUCAAACGCAGUCCCUCUGGAGAUGUGAUUCCAGCGCGACGACGGAGCACGCAUCUCCAGCUCCCGGUCGGGGGCGCAAAUCGGUGUCGCCCGGUCGGCAACGCCAUCGGGGCCUCCACACGUUCCGGCGGCAACCGGGUCAGUCCCAAGCGGACAUUGAAAGGUGGCCGGCGAAUCAACAAGUUGGCGACGUCAUUGAGUGGCGACGACGACGAAGAAGCAAUCUCGGAGGAUUGCAAGGAAAACUGCUGGCAGGAUAGCAAUGAUCUCACCCUUUUCGAUUCUAGCGUCAGUCUUAAGAAUCAGUAUGAAAGCACUAAUUUAUUCGCGAAGAAGGGCGACGAAAUCGGGUCGCCCGAUGAUUGUAUCAAUCAGUUUGGAGUAAUAAGUUUCGAUUCGGGCAAAUCGGCAGCGGCGGGGACGAUUACCUCGACGACGGUGGAACCACUCAAAUCGAAGUGCAUCACCGAAUGUGAUAGUACAACGGAAAUUGGUUGCGAUCCAAGUUACCCAUCCACUUCGGGGAAUUGCAGUAGGCGCCUUCUCAAAAGUCCGCUUGAGCAUGCAACGCCUGCUUCGUUGCAGGACAUCGUUGUUCCAGAGGUGGAUUCUACAACCGAUACGAUUCCAGAUACCACUAACGAUCUAGUGUCAGCAGUGGCCACAAACAUCAUAUCCGUGUUUCCCCCGUCAGCAUCUUCUUCGUUGUCUUCGACGUCGUCGUCUUCAUCCUCGUCUUCGUCAUCUUCCUCAUUGUCCUCCACUUUCCAGCCGACCGGCUACAGCAGCUGCUCGUCCGUGUCCGGAGCCGAUGAGCAACCGGCCUCCAGCAGCUACUCGCCUAAUGCGGCCGCGACGGAUUUGAUCUCAAUGUUCGACGACGAACACUAUCGGAAUUCGGCCGAACUUUGCCAGUACACCGAUUUCCUGCCGUACAAUACGUUGUUUACGCAAGCCCUGCUCAGUUGUGGCGACGUUUCCAGCCUCAAUAUCAACUGCAAUCAAGUACUCAACGAGAGCAUGACCACCGGGAUGAAUGACGGCACCGGGUUUCUCUCCUCGAUCAAUCCGACGGCCAUCGAGAAUCUGAAGGCGUUAACCAAUUUUCAGAGCAUGAAUACUUCCGUCGAGGAUGCCGCCGGUGGACCCAGCUCGAGUGGGGUCUACCUAACGGAAAUUGGCAAUCGCGGAAAUGAACAACAACUAUCUGGUGCUAGCGGAGGUGGUGGGGGUCACAUGGUACACGGCGGACACGCGGAAGGCGAAUCGCUAAUUCACAACAUCGAAUGCAAUGAAACGAUUCCCAUGUGUGGCGGCGAUGAUUGCGAUGGAAGCGGAAUGCAGCUGGAAUCCGAUGAGUGCAUGGAGAUAGAGGAAUCCAACGACAGUCAGCACGAGCAUGUCACCUGGGAAUCGUUCGAUCCGUACGUAUUCAUCAAACAUCUGCCCCCGUUGACGUGCGAGAUGCGUUCCAAGUGCCCCGCGCUGCCAUUGAAGACUCGCUCCAGUCCGGAGUUCAGUCUGGUGCUUGAUCUCGACGAGACGCUGGUCCACUGCAGCUUGCAGGAGCUGUCCGAUGCCAGCUUCAAGUUUCCGGUGCUAUUUCAGGAGUGUAAAUACACGGUUUUCGUGCGGACGCGACCAUUCUUCCGCGAGUUUCUCGAGAAGGUUUCGCAGAUAUUUGAAGUCAUUCUGUUUACUGCCUCCAAGCGGGUCUAUGCGGAUAAGCUGCUUAACUUGUUGGAUCCUGAGCGACGACUGAUCAAAUAUCGUCUAUUUCGAGAGCACUGUGUACUAGUCAAUGGCAACUAUAUCAAAGACUUGACCAUACUAGGGAGAGAUCUGUCCAAGACGAUCAUCAUUGACAAUUCUCCGCAAGCAUUUGGAUAUCAACUUGAGAAUGGUAUCCCCAUAGAGAGCUGGUUCACGGAUCCGAGCGAUUCCGAGUUGAUGAAGAUUUUACCAUUCUUGGAACGACUUGCUGAAAUGCGAGAAGAUGUUCGUCCUCACAUCCGAGAAAAGUAUCGCCUUUUUUCGUACUUACCACCGGACUAAGUUUGCACGAGGCAAGCCACCUCAAAUACUUGGAUAGCUAAACUGAUUGUGCAUCUCCCUAGGCAAGUCGUUUCUAUUGUUUUAUCUACACCAGACCGGGUGUAGACGCUAAAUUGAAACAUUAAACUAAGCAAAUCGACUAGAUAAACAAAAGAUUUACCUAAAACCAUAAACACAUACACAUUUAGACAAAAAAAAUGUACACCAAAACAGCGUGAAUAACUCUACCUAAACAAAUUUCGAUAAACACAACCACACAUGGCAUAAAUUUCUAGAAAUUUAAGCGUCUAGAUGUUGCAAAAUCAAGAAAAAUCACAAGUAUAACAGAUAACCGUACAGUACAGAAAUAAUUUUUAAGCGUAAGAUUAAUUACCGAGAACAGAUCGAGCAAAUUAGAGUUUUCCCUUGACCCAAUUGUAACAGUUACUGUUUUUCACCUAGUUUACAGUGGGUUUAAAAUCCUUGAAAAAACACUAAAAAAUUAACAAUUGUAAGUUGACUAAUGGAACAAAGCAAACGUUAGCGUAGAAUGCAAUAUGAUAAAAGUAAUCUAUACAAAACAAAAUAUUUAACUAGAAUCGUAGAAAUGAAAUUUGCAAAACAAAAUAAAAACAAUACUAAAAGAGAAAAAAGAAAGCAACACUUUACACUGAAUUCUUGAAAGAUUAAGUUGUGAGCAUAUAUCAUUGUUUAUAUUGUCUUAUACAAAGCGAACAUUAUUGUUAUAAAUAAUUUGAUAUUAUUUUUAUUUAUUGAAUAAUUGUGUGUAUCAUUGCUGUAUGAUAUGAUUAUUUUAAGAUGAUCAAAUUAUAUAUCGUUGUAUUGUGUACAGAAAACAUGAACAUUGAAUCUUGGAACAAAACAUACAUCAAAACAUUUUCGAAACAGUU